Molecule: messenger RNA, 756 nt
Organism: Lathyrus oleraceus (garden pea)
Lineage: Eukaryota; Viridiplantae; Streptophyta; Magnoliopsida; Fabales; Fabaceae
Exons: 1
Coding region: 1-756 (251 amino acids)
Source: RefSeq, a predicted model, not a curated record
AUGGAUCAUCUACUUGAGACUAUGUUAAGCAUGGCCAUGAAGGAAAGUAAUGCUGAGAUUAAUGUUGACGCCCAUAACAUUGUUGAUCAAAUAGGCUCAUCGCCACUGAACAUCCCUGGGGCAACUAAUCCUGAAUUUGGAUUUCCUUUAUGGUAUGUUCAUACAGAGGGGGUUCAUGUCCCUCCUCAUGUUGUUAUACCAGUGGUUAACUUGGGGGCCCAAGAGACCUCUUCCACAUCUGCCCGACAUGGAUCUCUAUAUAAGGAUAAUAAUGGUUUCUACAUGCCUCUGCAGAUGAGGCCUACUGUUGGAACUUUUCCAGACCUUGUUGUAGAAAGGCUCUAUGAACUAGAGAAAAAGUUCAAGUCCAUGGAGGUUCACUUUACUCCCGACCUUGACGUUGUCGACAUGUGCUUGGUACUAGGGCUAGUGAUCCCUCAAAAGUUCAAGGUACUAGAUUUUGACAAGUAUAAGGGGGUCAGUUGUCUAUGCAUUCACCUGAGGGCAUAUUACCGUAAGAUGGCAUCUCAUAUCGACAACGAAAAACUCUUGAUCCAUUACUUCCAGGACAACCUCAAUAAGGCAUCAUUGGAAUGGUACAUGCAGCUAGAAAGGAGUCAGGUUCAAUCCUGGAGGGACCUCAUUGAAGCUUUCCUUAGGCAGUAUCAAUAUAACAUUAAUCUGGUGCCUAAUCGCGCCCAGUUACAAGAUAUGACACAUCAUAAUAAUGAAUCGUUUAAGGAGUACGCCCAAUAG